This is a messenger RNA of Cyanistes caeruleus (blue tit), 1122 nucleotides long. Its product is annotated as deoxyribonuclease-1-like. The record is from RefSeq and is a predicted model, not a curated record. Gene Ontology annotation, cellular component: nucleus. Gene Ontology annotation, biological process: DNA catabolic process. Lineage: Eukaryota; Metazoa; Chordata; Aves; Passeriformes; Paridae. Gene Ontology annotation, molecular function: deoxyribonuclease I activity; DNA binding.
CCAACUGGCAAGGAGAGAGUGUCCCUCUCCAUAAAUGCAGGUGCAGCUCCUUCCCUUUCCAGAGUCCCUGGACAACAUCAAAGGAUGGCAGGCUCGAGGCUGGUGUUGUCGCUGCUGGUUGCAGCUCUCCUGCUGCAUGUGGCCACCACGCUGAAGGUCGGCGCCUUCAACAUCAAAGCGUUUGGGGACACCAAGAUGUCCAACCAGACCAUCGCAAAUAUCAUCGUGUCUAUCCUGUCAGAGUACGACAUCAUUCUGGUGCAGGAGGUCCGGGAUGCCGACCUGAGUGCUGUGAAUGACCUCAUGGACCAGCUCAACAGUUUUGGGAGGCACCCAUACAACUUUUUGGUCAGCAUCCCUCUGGGUCGGACCAGCUACAAGGAGCAGUACCUCUUCAUCUACAGGUCAGACAUGGUCUCCGUGCUGGAUAGCUACUAUUAUGAUGAUGGCUGCGAGUCCUGUGGGACCGAUACCUUCAGCAGGGAGCCCUUCAUUGUGAAGUUCUCCUCACCCACCACACAGGUACAGGAGUUUGUGUUGGUGCCUCUGCAUUCCGAGCCCAGCCAUGCAGCACAGGAGAUCGAUGCACUCUACGAUGUCUACACCGAUGUCAUCGACAAGUGGGGGACUAACGAUAUAAUCUUCCUGGGUGAUUUCAACGCUGACUGCUCCUACGUGACCAGCUCCCAGUGGCCGUCCAUCCGCCUGCGUUCCCUCCGUGCCUGCGAGUGGCUCAUCCCCGACAGCGCCGACACCACCGUGGCCGACACCACCGACUGUGCCUACGACCGCAUUGUCGCCUGCGGUACUGCCCUGCGCCAAGACAUUGAACCCGGCUCUGCCACCGUCAACAACUUUGACAAGAAAUUCCACCUCCAGAUCAAGGAUGCUUUGGCUGUCAGCGACCAUUUCCCAGUGGAGGUGACCCUGAAAGCCCGCUGAGCCUGUCCCCACACCAGCGGCUACCAGGACAGCUCAGCACACACCUGCAUCCCUCAUGGGAGCCCACGCACCACUGGUGCCAGCCAGGCUGCCCACUGUCUCUGCAAGGAGUCCUUGAGCUCUUGUGGAAGUGUAAUGCUUUCUGCUUCCAUUAAAAAUGAGCCUUUUCCUGCCUCUGCA